Messenger RNA from Aspergillus aculeatinus CBS 121060, 2229 nucleotides. RefSeq names its product WD40 repeat domain-containing protein. Gene Ontology annotation, biological process: positive regulation of ubiquitin protein ligase activity; positive regulation of anaphase-promoting complex-dependent catabolic process; anaphase-promoting complex-dependent catabolic process. The transcript is spliced from 4 exons. Gene Ontology annotation, molecular function: protein binding; ubiquitin ligase activator activity; anaphase-promoting complex binding. The record is from RefSeq and is a predicted model, not a curated record. Gene Ontology annotation, cellular component: anaphase-promoting complex. NCBI's taxonomy places the organism in Eukaryota, Fungi, Ascomycota, Eurotiomycetes, Eurotiales, Aspergillaceae. Bases 330 to 2126 code for a protein of 598 amino acids.
CUGCCCGCCUACUUCCCAAGUUUAUUUGGUUUCAUUGAACCCGGAGCGGAGCACAAGGGCUCGCCUGUUGUCGUCAACACUUCCAACUCUCACCUCACCUCCCCCCCCCCCACGAACCUUUGAAGCGCCGAUUGAUCGACCAAAUAAACAACCCAUAUAAUAAUAGACCUACGAGAAUUGCUGUUCCUCUAACUUGACUUCGCAUCUCGCUGCGUUUGCGACUCGUCGACCGUGGGGAUCUGUCGCAUUGACCCUACCUGACUUGAUCCCGCUUUCGACCGCCAUUUGUACUGUUCCUCGUGAGGAUCGGUCACCCCUCCCUCGAAACCAUGGGCGACCCCCGGAAGUUUGAUCCUCCUGCUACCCGCAGCGCAGCAAGAAGUGGGAAGUCGCCGGAACGUGCUGCCAACGCAUUGUCUAUCGCAUCCCCUCCUGGCUCAAGAACCCCCCCUAGUAUGCCAGCAAAGAAGACCCUCUUCUACCCCGAAUCGCAAGGGAGACAACAAAAGAGCCGAAACACCUCAGAAGCGAUCGAUCCCGAUGCGCUCGCGAAGGCUUUAAGGGACUACGAGGACGCUGGAAACCCUCGCGAGAGAACACCCGGCACAAGCCCCAGUCGGAAGAGGCAACGAGUAUACGGCGACAGAUUCAUACCCAACCGUGAGGGGCAAGACCUGCAAGCAACCUACAGCCUCCUUCAUGAAGACGGCUGUCCCUCGACUCCCUCCAAAUCUAAGAAACGCGCUCCUCAUUCGGAGCUUCAUUUUCAAAAGACCGAAGAAGCAAACAGAAUGUACUCACGGGUCUUGCGGAGUGAGCUUUUCGGAAACACCGUUCCUCAGGCAGACCUAGACUCAUUAUCGCCGGAUCCGCUGCUGGGGUUUGCGAACGGAAUUAACGACAAGACUCGCUCUCAUACCCCUCCGUCACAUGUCGUAUCGAGCCUCCCCCCAGCCAGUAUAACGCCGUCCACUCCCCAUAAAAAUCUUUUCAACUACGCCUCCUCACGCGCUGGAUCUGGUCAUCCGACGCCAUCUAAGACUCCUCGAAGUCAACAUGGUCCGAACCUGAACGUUCGGUCAGAGCUCUACAGCCUUUCCCCGAUCCGAUACGACAGCCAACGGAUAUUAGAAACACCCCGCAAACAGCCUCGCUACGUUAACAAAGUGCCGUAUAAAGUACUUGACGCACCCGAUUUACAAGAUGACUUCUAUCUGAAUCUGGUAGACUGGGGAAGCAGUAAUGUCCUUGGUGUUGGUCUAGGUAAUUCGGUCUAUAUGUGGAAUUCGCAGACUGGAAGGGUUACGAAACUGUGUGAACUGAAAGAUGAUACUGUCACGAGUGUGAGCUGGAUUCAACGGGGUACUCACCUUUCAAUUGGGACAGGCAAAGGACUCGUGCAAAUCUGGGACGCAGAGCGAUGUCGCCGUCUAAGAACGAUGAUCGGGCACACUAACCGUGUCGGAGCGUUAGCCUGGAACGACCACAUUCUGACCUCAGGGUCACGAGAUCGCCUGAUUUUCCACCGAGAUGUUCGUUCGCCAGAUCAAUUCUUGCGCCGUUUGUCCGGUCACAAGCAAGAGGUGUGUGGUCUCAGGUGGAACACGGAAGAUGGCCAAUUAGCUUCUGGCGGUAACGACAACAAAUUGUUGGUCUGGGACAAGUUGAACGAAACUCCUCUCUAUCGCUUCUCCGACCACACGGCCGCAGUCAAAGCAAUUGCUUGGUCGCCUCAUCAACACCAUCUCCUAGCCUCGGGUGGUGGAACGGCGGACCGAACAAUCAAGUUCUGGAACACGUCAACAGGAUCCUUAAUCAAAGAGGUUGACACAGGAAGCCAGGUCUGUAACCUGGCGUGGUCGAAAAACUCGGAUGAGAUUAUCAGCACCCAUGGGUAUAGUCAAAACCAGAUUGUGAUCUGGAAAUACCCCCGCAUGGAGCAAAUCGUAUCUUUGACUGGGCAUACUUUCCGUGUACUUUACCUGGCUAUGAGUCCGGAUGGUCAAACAGUCGUCACUGGUGCUGGCGACGAGACUUUACGUUUCUGGAAGAUCUUCAACAAAAGACCAGGAAGAGAGCACGGUCGUGAAGGCAGUAAGCUGGCUGAAUGGGGUACUAUUCGGUGACAGCCUCGGCUACUAGUCGCCCUUGAACCUUUGUGCUAUGUCACGCUUGACUAUUUAUUAGCAGUUUCCGAUAUGCAUUAGAUUCGGCGUUCCAGGGCAUUGG